CGCCGGGUGGCCAUGUUGCAGCCCCAGCAGCAGGCGGCGGGGAGUGCGGCGAUGGCUGUGGCUGUGGGCAGAGCGGCGAAUGAUGACCUUAGGAACCUGUCCCUGUCUGGCCAUGUGGGCUUUGACAGCCUCCCUGAUCAGCUGGUUAACAAGUCAACGUCACAGGGCUUCUGCUUCAACAUCCUGUGUGUGGGUGAAACUGGCAUCGGCAAGUCAACGCUGAUGGACACUCUGUUCAAUACAAAGUUUGAAAGUGAGCCUGCUACACACAAUGAGCCUGGUGUGAGAUUGAAAGCCAGGAGUUAUGAGCUCCAGGAGAGUAAUGUCCGUCUGAAGCUGACCAUUGUUGACACGGUUGGAUUUGGAGAUCAAAUUAACAAAGAUGACAGCUACAAGCCCAUAGUAGAGUACAUUGAUGCACAGUUUGAAGCCUACUUGCAAGAGGAGCUGAAGAUCAAACGAUCCCUGUUCAAUUACCAUGACACCAGAAUUCAUGCCUGCCUGUAUUUCAUUGCACCAACUGGACACUCACUGAAAUCCCUAGACUUGGUCACCAUGAAGAAGCUCGACAGUAAGGUGAACAUCAUCCCCAUCAUUGCCAAGGCUGACACCAUUGCAAAAAAUGAAUUGCACAAGUUCAAGAGUAAAAUCAUGAGUGAGCUGGUCAGCAACGGUGUCCAAAUCUACCAGUUCCCAACGGAUGAAGAGACAGUCGCCGAGAUCAAUGCCACAAUGAGCGUCCACCUUCCUUUUGCUGUAGUUGGUAGCACUGAAGAAGUGAAGAUUGGCAACAAGAUGGCAAAAGCCAGGCAGUACCCCUGGGGUGUUGUCCAGGUUGAAAAUGAAAAUCACUGUGACUUUGUGAAGCUGCGGGAGAUGCUGAUCCGAGUGAACAUGGAGGACUUGAGAGAGCAGACACACACCCGACACUACGAGCUGUACAGGCGCUGCAAGCUAGAAGAAAUGGGAUUCAAGGACACAGAUCCAGACAGCAAACCUUUCAGUCUCCAAGAGACUUAUGAAGCAAAGAGGAAUGAAUUCCUGGGUGAACUCCAGAAGAAGGAGGAUGAAAUGAGGCAGAUGUUCGUCAUGAGAGUAAAGGAAAAGGAAGCAGAAUUGAAAGAAGCUGAGAAAGAUCUUCAUGAAAAGUUUGAUCAUCUAAAGAGGACUCACCAAGAGGAGAAGAAAAAAGUAGAAGAUAAAAAGAAGGAGCUUGAGGAAGAGCUGAACAACUUUCAAAAGAAGAAGGCGGCAGCUCAGCUAUUACAGUCACAGGCUCAGCAGGCAGGUUCUCAACAAACCAAGAAAGACAAGGACAAGAAAAAUGCAAGCUUCACAUAAAGCCUGUCAAGCCAAGGAUGUUCCUGCAUUCAUCUGCUUUUGCAGUAAUGUUUCUGCCAUCUGUUUUUUCUUUUUUUUUUCUUCUCAUUUUUAACCUGAAUAACUAUUAACUCAUCUAAUAACGUAGUGGGAACAAGAAGGAAGAAGGGUUGCGUGCAGGACUUUGUGCAGCAGGAAACUGAGGGGGGAGGAAGGGAGGGAAGCAAAUGAUACCACGUGUUUUUCUGGUCCAUACCAGCAAUGGUAAAUCACUCUUGGCUCAGGUCUGAACUGAGUCAGGGCUGGAGUUUAAUUCUACCUGUAUCCCUUCAGUAGCUAAUGUGUUAGAGCAAAAUGAGCCCUGCUGUUGGGGUGGGAUAAGGGGAGGGGGGUAUCUGUGUGUAGAUAACAAAAGUUUAACUGACCUUGCAUGCUAUUACAUUUGCAUGAUUUUUUUUGUUUGUUUGUUUUAAUUAGCUGCUGUUUCUGUUGUCUGACUGGAUAAUAUUAGUUGGGCUGGGUUUGCUGUCAUGCGCUGGCGUAUUUUUACAGCCACCCUUUCAGGUCAGCGCAGUAGCUCCUUGCUGAAUGUAGUGGUGGGAGCUGAGUGGUGCUGCAGGUACCUGGAAAAGGGACCUCUUUUCAUGCUUUCCAUGAAUUGCUUGCCAUUGAAACCCAACUUCAAAGAGCGCUGGGUUCUUAGACUAUUAGCAAGACGUAGCAGCCCCUAAGGAAUCAAAUGCCCAGGCAGAAGGCCUAAAAAAGAGGGUACCUUCGACAUCCCCCUGCUGCCUUUGGGAGUGUUCCUGCGUACAUAUAAAUGCAGACCCCGUAGUUGCAGGAUCCAGGUUUCCAUGCUGAGAGAAUGCUGUUCUGCCAACCAAACGGUGGUUAAUGUGAAAGGUGGGAAUUAGGGUCCCCAUCUCUGGAGGUGCACGCUCCAGAGCAGAAAAUGUGCCAAUUCCUGAACGUUGAUGGAUGACUGCCCCAUUGCCUGAAAAACAUCAGAAAGUUGACGCCUCCAAGCCCGGGGAGCUUUGCACAACAGCUGACAGCCUGAGAGAAGGGCUUUCUCCAGACAGAUUCAUGUUGAGGAGUGGCCAGAGGUUUGUCACUACCUGCAAGUGACUCGAGAUCCUUGCAGGGAUGGAGAGCGGCCGAGCAGGGAGAUGUGACAUACAAACAAGACACCUCUAGCAUAACCAGGCCUCGCUCUGUGGCCAUCAUGGUGUGAAAUCAGUCUGCUUAAUGUCUAUUUUCUAUGCCAUUGCUUUUUGGACAGAAUCUUUCCCUUCCUACCCAAGAAGUGGCGAGCCAUGCUUACACUUUGACUGCUGGAUUUCUUUCUCUUCUGCUGAUGUACUGCCAACAUUUCCUUUGCUCCUAGCUAGGUAGUCUCCUCUUUGUUUCUUUAAAGCACUCCUAAAAUAAUUCCCUCCACCUGAGUCUCACACACUGCAGUUCAUUGCUUGCUUCUGGGAUGGUAUUUCUUACCUCUCUGAAUGUUCAAAAAAAGUCAGAAUUGUCACCUUUUUCUGAAACAAGACAGAAUCACACUUUUUGGAGAGUUGGCUGACAAAAUGUGUUUGGGAGUUGACUUUAUUUGUUUGUUUGUUUGUUUUUUAAUCUUUUUUUUUUAACCCUUACCACUUAAACAUGGCUUUGGGAAGAGGAAAUACAAAUGCAGCCUUGUGAACACGCAGCAAAAGUUGUAGAUGAGUAAGCUGCAAUAAAAGUCAUCGUCUUUUCUUUUGAUCACACCUCCUGGUCUUAUCAACCAUGAUGUGCUUCCAUCAGGUUAAAUACGAUUCUUAGAGAGCUAUUUUGAAAAGCAAAACUAUGAUUUUUCUGGCUUCUGGCAAACUCAAGUUUAAAAUCUUGAGUUAUCAAGGGGGAAAUCUGUUUGCUGGCACGAGCUAUUUAGUCACAUCACAUGCUCUUGUCUCAAGCCUGAAUGCUUGUGGCAGUGUGCUUUGCUUCAGCUGUCUCUGUGCAUGCCCUCUCUUUAAUUACCAGCACUUUGUGCCAAGUUGAAAACUUAAUUUUACCAUUUAUUUGUCCUGCUUCAUUUGACAGCCUUUCCAAGGGAUGUUGGCAGGAGAAGUCAGCCGAGUCUAGCGGUUUUUGUUGUUUUUUUUUUUUUAAUAGAAAGCUGUGGCCAAAUGCAUUCAUGUCUUUUUGAUUGGGUUUCUUCUUUCAGUGAGAAGCAGGCUCUGGCUUCUCACUGAAAGAAGCUUUUACCCAGCUCCCCAGUUUCUGGGGAAACUGGGCUUAAACCAUAAACUUGCUGAAGUGAAAGGUAUUGUUUUGUUUUCUCUGCCAAAGAUGUUAAAAUCUUUUUCUCCUCAGUCCCCCAGGCCAUGUUUAGCUGGUUAUUGCUGCCCUUCUUUCUUUUCUUUACUUACGCCUUUUUUCACAGUAGUCCCUGGUUCUGCAUGGAGUAAGGGAUGCUUUCAGUCUAGCUGGAUAUGCUUUCACCUUGCAUGUAAGUACAGUAGUAAGAGAUUCACCUUUCCGUUCACCGCUGAUAUGGGCAAACCUGUUGUGUUUUUCUGGGGGCUUCUUUAAGUCCACUUACUUACAAGUGGCGUUGUUGAAAACCAUUAAAAACUUUCUGUAAUAAUUUGCUUUUGCUAAGAUUUUGAAGGAAAAAAAAAAGCCAUAGGGAACAUAACAUCCAGCUGCUGUUGAAUGUCUGAAGUUACCCUGCAUGGCUCUGUGGGUCUGCUGGUGACAGUGGGGACAGCGGCAUGCUUGUGUUGCUCAUGAGGCAUUGCGAAUGUCAGUGUGGUGAAGCAAUGAUGAUCAGUAGCUGCUAACGCUGCACGUCCCUGACACUGAUAAACACAGGAAUAGUGUGGAUGAGCAGGAAAGCGUAGGGACAUGUAUGUUUCUGGGAUGGUGGUGUUCCCUGUGCAGGGAAUGAACCCCAGAGGUGAGAAGGGAACACAAGGCAGGCCACCAAGAGGCUUGUGAUGGCUCUGCAGAGGUGGGCAUGCGUGUGCCUGGCAGGGCAGGAGUUACCUUCUGGGGAACACACCCCACACUUCUCAGUGGCCCAAAAACCACAGUACACGUUGCACUGUGUGUGUGUGCUUUUGACAGCUUGAAAUCCCAUCAAGGAGAUUCGUAUCUCGGUGUCUGUCUCUAAGCAUGCCCUUACCUAACGUGAGCAGUGUUUCUGUGGGUGGUUCUUAUCCUGCUUCUCUUAAGGCAUCCGAGUGUGGAUGGAAAUGUCUUUUUGUGUGUGCCAUACCAGGUGUGUCCAUCUGAAGCCAGCUACCACUCGCCCUCUGAGAUGUCAGCAAUGCACACUUGUCUCUCUGCAAGGGCCCUGGCUGCAUUUGCUGCGUGCCAGAUCCACGUCACUCUUGUUAGCAUGGGACAAUACAGAUAUGAAGGGUUUUUUAAUUAACGGAAAAUAAAGCUGUGAACAGCGGUAGAAAUAUUGUAUUUGUAUACAUUUUUAAUAUUCUGAUUGCCUUAAACUAUAGAUGUAGAACUUUAUUACCUUGCUAUUUGAAAAUAACCCAUGUUUGUUACUAAAUAAUUGUGUAACCUACAUACAGUGUUAAUGCAAAGUAUAUGUACGCAUCUGUUAGAUAUUGUCACUUUAUUUGAUGUUAAAGUAUUUUUUUUUAAUUACAAAUUGAAUAAUAACCUGGUAGCAUAAGCUCAGUUCUUUCCUGUAUGUGCUUUAGGCUGCGCACACAAGCAGUGCCGGCACUCGAAGUGGGGAGAGGAAAUAUAUUUUUACCCAAACGCUUUGGUCUUGGAGUUGCCUUUGUGAGCUGGCUUUGCCGCUGCCGUAGCGGUGUG
Centrocercus urophasianus (Greater sage-grouse) is the source of this 5139-nucleotide messenger RNA. It is a transcript of the gene SEPTIN11, whose product is annotated as septin 11. Gene Ontology annotation, biological process: cytoskeleton-dependent cytokinesis. Gene Ontology annotation, molecular function: molecular adaptor activity; GTPase activity; GTP binding. The coding region runs from base 13 to 1341 and encodes 442 amino acids. Gene Ontology annotation, cellular component: microtubule cytoskeleton; septin ring; septin complex. NCBI's taxonomy places the organism in Eukaryota, Metazoa, Chordata, Aves, Galliformes, Phasianidae. The transcript is spliced from 10 exons. The record is from RefSeq and is a predicted model, not a curated record.